CUACCGCUACAACAACAUCAAUAACAACACCAGCAUUUUCAACUUCCCAAGUGAAUCAAAGAACAUCUAGAAUGACUUUACCUCCCCGUUUCAAAAACCCUUGUACGAAAAAAGCAAUAGCCGCUAAUAGGUUUCUUUUCCGUCACCCUAAUCCACGAAUGUUUAUUCUAUGCACAUCAAGAGGAAAUUAUUAUAUAAAACGAUGUGGUAAUGAUGCUGUAUGGUUUCAACCUAAUCGUACAUGUCUUUAUAUGUCCAAAGAUCUAUCUACUAAACCUACGAAAACAACUACUUUCAAACCUUCCCCAAAGCAUGGUACAGUGAAACGAGCUUCUUCAAACACAUUUGAAACUUAUUGCACUAAAGAGAAUUUAGAAUCACAUCGUCAAUACUUUCCGCAUCCUGAACCCAAUAAAUUCAUUCUGUGUACAAACCCAGGAUCUUACAUUAUAAAAGAAUGUCAUCGCCAAGCUUUAUGGUCACAGGCAAAUCUCACAUGCGUAAGAGAAGAACAGAUGAGCACACCUAAAACUACGACAGUCAAAUCUACAGUCUCAACCACAGUCAAAACCCCAACUUUAAAAGUUUACAAUCCUUCCCUGCUCAAUAAAAUUAAAAACCCUUGUACAAGAGAAAAAAUUGCUGCAAACGUAAUGUUUUUUGCUCACCCAGAUCCUCAAUAUUAUGUUCAAUGUACGACCCAUGGAACAUAUUUUGUUAAAUCGUGUGACAAUGGUACACUGUGGUCACAAGCAAAUCAAACAUGCAUACAUAGAUAUUCACAUCACUCGAUCAUUCAAAACGAGUAUGGUGGUAUGAACACUGGUAAGAGUUUAUGUACAGCAGAAGCAUUGGAAGCAGGUACUGGCUACUUUGCACAUUCAGACCCCAAAAAAUUUAUUCAGUGCACUGUACCGGGUUCGUACGUACUAAGAAACUGCUCUCCUGGGACUGUGUGGAACCAACAUGAGAUGGACUGCGUAUUCGGUGCUUCAAUACAUCAUGUAUUAACAAGUCAACUUCCGGAAACAACAAGUAAGGAUAAUGGUGAUGAAGUAGUGUGGGGGAAUUCACCUCAUUCUAAUCCAUGCACGAGGGAGUUAUUUAAAGCUCGUUUCGCUCAUCCAGAUCCAACCAAAUAUAUUCAAUGUUCCAACUGGUAUAACUUUGUUACAUUGAAAUGCAGUCCGGGAAAAGUUUGGUCACAACAGCUCUAUAAUUGUAUCUAAAUCCCUAUUCUCAAAAAUAAUUCCUAAAAUAUGUAAAGUAUCUAAUCGUAGAAGAAAAAGCUGUUAACAUUUUAAAGUUUAAGUUUUGUAGCCAUCUGAGAAACUUUUAUUAACUAUGUAUUAUAGUUUCAAAUACUAUGUUGAAAUACUGGGAACCGUUGCUAUAGAUAUCUAUUUUCUUUCGCUACUUUUUUCUUUAUUUACUAAUACCUUUUUACAGUAUCCAGCUAUGAUUUAAGUCAUGGAAUUAAGGCAUAUUAAACAACAGGGUUAACGUGACAGUUAUCUCAUUUUAUUAACUAUAAAAUAAAAUUUGAUUUAGGACUUUGUAUAUGAUUAUAUGAAUAAGCACUAUAUGUCAACGUUCUCAUGAAUUUUCUAAUAAAAUUUUCAGCCUUCUUUGUUUCCAAUCUUC
Molecule: messenger RNA, 1644 nt
Organism: Octopus bimaculoides (California two-spot octopus)
Lineage: Eukaryota; Metazoa; Mollusca; Cephalopoda; Octopoda; Octopodidae
Cellular component (GO): extracellular region
Molecular function (GO): chitin binding
Source: RefSeq, a predicted model, not a curated record